GACGGGACCAUCUGUGCGCUGAGAUGGGAGUGACAGCGUUAAGCGAGUCUUUUCUUGCUGAUUGAUCUCCUUGAUGGGUGUAAGAGGCCUUUCUGGCAGGAUGGCAACUCGGCGUGCGCUAAAAGCUGUCUUGGUGGAUCUCAGUGGCACACUUCACAUUGAAGACUCAGCCGUCCCUGGGGCCCAGGAAGCUCUUAAAAGGCUGCGCAGUGCUCCCGUGAGCAUCAGAUUUGUGACCAACACUACGAAGGAGUGCAAGCAAGACUUGCUGGAGAGGCUGGCGAAACUUGAGUUCGACAUUACAGAAGAUGAGAUCUUCACGUCACUGACAGCAGCCAGGAAUCUCUUACAGCAGAAGGCGGUCAGGCCGCUGCUGCUGGUGGAAGACAACGCACUCCGUGACUUCAAAGGGAUUGAGACCAGUGAGCCCAAUGCCGUGGUGAUCGGGCUGGCUCCUGACCACUUCAAUUACCAAAUGAUGAACAAGGCCUUUCGGCUCAUCCUUGAUGGUGCCCCACUCAUAGCCAUACACAAAGCGAGAUACUACAAGAGGAAAGAUGGCCUAGCGCUCGGUCCUGGACCGUUCGUUACCGGCCUCGAAUACGCCACCGAUGUGAAAGCGACCGUGGUGGGGAAGCCUGAGCAAACCUUCUUCCUGGAAGCCCUUCGCGGUACUGGCUGCACCCCAGAGGAGGCGGUCAUGAUUGGUGACGACUGCAGGGAUGAUAUCGGGGGUGCCCAGAAUGCUGGCAUGCUGGGAAUAUUGGUCAAGACUGGGAAGUAUCGAGCGGCUGAUGAAGGCAAAAUUAACCCGCCUCCAUAUUUAACCUGCGAGAGCUUCCCCCAUGCCGUAGACCACAUUCUCCAGCAUCUGCUGUAAAAAGAAAUCCUACAGAAUUUGAGCACCAGCUUUGAAUGCUCAAAGAUGAACAUGCAGUAACAACUUUCACAGGCCGUGCUGGCUGGUCAACAGCCUUGCUGGACUGCACUGCUUUGGGCUGAAUGUAGGGAGACCAUUGGAAUGCUCUCCCUGUAUACAUAGCUCCCUGCACAUAGAAAACUAGCAUGCCAACAAGGGAAGUGCUAGCCUGGCCUUGGCAUGCUAGUUUGCUAUAUGCAGAGAAAUGGCAGUCGUGGGUUUUUUUAACAUGAGAUUUCCAGCUUUCACAGAAUGGAACCAUUCAGUUCCUACUGCAACCCUGUUGCAGGAAAGAUGGAAAAGGAGGAAAGAUGACCAAGUUUGGCCUGCUGCCACAGCCAGGUUGUGCCUCUCCCUGGCCACAGUACCACUGAAACAGCUUUGGGGCUGGUGCAUUCGUCCAGUUCUUUCACAGGAAGUGAGAGCUGACAUCUCUUCAGAGCGGGUUUCUGUAUUGAACAGUGGGGUGGGAGGGAGAGGAAGUUCCCGUAGGAGCAAGUUCAGCCAUCUAACAUGCAUAUGUCUAGAAAUGCAAUAAAAGGUUGAGAAAAUG
Messenger RNA from Varanus komodoensis (Komodo dragon), 1472 nucleotides. RefSeq names its product haloacid dehalogenase like hydrolase domain containing 2 (gene HDHD2). Gene Ontology annotation, molecular function: phosphatase activity. Bases 74 to 880 code for a protein of 268 amino acids. The record is from RefSeq and is a predicted model, not a curated record. Gene Ontology annotation, biological process: dephosphorylation. Lineage: Eukaryota; Metazoa; Chordata; Lepidosauria; Squamata; Varanidae. The transcript is spliced from 8 exons.